This is a messenger RNA of Suncus etruscus (white-toothed pygmy shrew), 2523 nucleotides long. RefSeq names its product CREB regulated transcription coactivator 2 (gene CRTC2). The record is from RefSeq and is a predicted model, not a curated record. The transcript has 14 exons. Gene Ontology annotation, molecular function: cAMP response element binding protein binding. The coding region runs from base 38 to 2110 and encodes 690 amino acids. Gene Ontology annotation, biological process: protein homotetramerization; positive regulation of transcription by RNA polymerase II. Lineage: Eukaryota; Metazoa; Chordata; Mammalia; Eulipotyphla; Soricidae. Gene Ontology annotation, cellular component: cytoplasm; nucleus.
UGGUUGGAUCCGGCGAGGCGGGGGCCGAGGGGCGAAGAUGGCGGCGUCCGGCGCGAACGGGCCCGGCUCGGCGGCCACGUCCAACCCGCGCAAGUUCAGCGAGAAGAUCGCGCUGCAGAAGCAGCGGCAGGCCGAGGAGACGGCGGCCUUCGAGGAGGUGAUGAUGGACAUCGGCUCCACCCGGUUACAGGCCCAGAAGCUACGCCUGGCGUAUACCCGGAACUCCCACUAUGGGGGUUCCCUGCCCAAUGUCAACCAGAUUGGCUGUGGCCUGACUGAGCUCCAGGGCCCCCUUCACUCCCCUUUGGACUCAUCUCGGAGUACUCGGCACCACGGGCUGGUUGAACGUGUGCAGCGGGACCCUCGAAGAAUGGUGUCCCCCCUCCGCCGCUAUCCCCGCCACGUGGACAGCUCCCCCUACAGCCCUGCCUAUUUAUCUCCACCCCCGGACUCCAGCUGGCGGAGGACGAUGCCAUGGGGUAAUUUCCCUGCAGAGAAGGGACAGUUGUUUCGCCUGCCAUCUGCACUUAACAGGACAAGUUCUGAUUCUGCCCUUCACACGAGUGUGAUGAACCCCAGCCCUCAGGACACCUAUCCCAGUCCCGCUCCUUCCAGUGUCCUGCCUGGCCGCCGUGCAGGUUUUCUGGAUGGGGAAAUGGAUUCCAAAGUCCCUCCCAUUGAGCAGAACUUGCUAGAUGAUAAGCACUUGUUGAAGCCAUGGGAUGCUAAGAAGCUCUCCUCAUCUUCCUCCCGCCCUCGUUCCUGUGAAGUCCCUGGAAUUAACAUCUUUCCAUCCCCUAACCAGCCUGCCACCGUACCUGUCCUCCCACCUGCCAUGAACACGGGAGGAUCCCUCCCUGACCUCACCAACCUGCACUUUCCACCGCCUCUGCCUGUCCCCCUGGACCCCGAGGAGACGGCCUACCCCAGCUUGAGUGGGGGCAGCAGCACUUCGAACUUAACCCAUACCAUGACUCACCUGGGCAUUAGCGGAAACCUGGGCCUGGGCUAUGAUGCACCAGGACCUCACUCACCUCUCAGCCACCCGUCCUUGCAGCCCUCCCUAAGCAACCCCAAUUUGCAGGCAUCACUGCGCAGCCCCCAGCCCCAGCUACAGGGCUCCCACAGUCAUCCCUCGCUGCCUGCCUCCUCCUUGGCCCGCCACGCCUUGCCCGCUGCCUCCCUAGGUCACCCCUCACUCAGUGCCCCCGCCCUCUCCUCCUCCUCCUCCUGCUCCUCCACUUCCCCUCCCAGCUUGGGCGCCCCCCCAUACUCUGCCUCCACCCCUGGGGCCUCCCCCCGCCACCACCGCCGCGUGCCCCUCAGUCCCCUGAGUUUGCCCGCGGGCCCAGCCGAUGCCAGAAGGUCCCAGCAGCAGCUGCCCAAACAGUUCUCGCCAACAAUGUCACCCACCUUGUCUUCCAUCACUCAGGGCGUCCCCCUGGACACCAGUAAACUGCCCACGGACCAGCGGUUGCCUCCAUACUCAUACAGCCCCCCCAGUCUAGUUCUGCCUACCCAGCCCCCAACUCCCAAGCCUCUCCCACAGCCUGGGCUGUCAUCUCAGGCCUGCUCGGGGCAACCCUCUGGCGGACAACCCCAAGGCAGACCCUCCCACUUUGGGACCCUGUGUGCCGCCGGCUCCAGUGGGCAUGGGCAGCAGCUGUACCAUCGGCCCUUGAAUGACUUUGGCCUGGGUCAUCUGGAGCACUUCAACCUAGAGAGCUCGUCAGCCAGCCUGGUGCUGGACCCCUCUGGCUUUUCCGAAGGAACCGGGUUUUUAGGGGGCGAGGGGCCAAUGAGUGGCCCCCAGGACCCCCAGGCCCUCAACCACCAGAACUUGACCCACUGUUCCCGCCAUGGCUCAGGGCCGAACAUCACUCUCACAGGCAAUGCCUCCCCAGGUUUCUCUAAGGAAAUUGCCGCAGCUCUGGCUGGAGUUCCUGGCUUUGAGGUGUCAGCAACUGGACUGGAGCUGGGGCUGGGGCUGGAAGAGGAGCUACGCAUGGAGCCUCUGGGCCUAGAGGGGCUGAACAUGCUGAGUGACCCGUGCGCCCUCCUCCCCGACCCUGCUGUGGAGGACUCGUUUCGCAGUGACCGACUACAGUGAGGGGCCUUGUCAUGGUUCUUGGCCUAUCCCGAUCACUGUUCUCUCUCCCUUCCCUCGGCCAGUAGACUCAGCUCUGCCUUGGUCCUCUUUUUUUGACAUGAUCGAAGGAUCCCAAAAGCAAGGAAGGGCUACUUUAUUCAAGUCACCCCAGGAUUCAGCACGAGGGUUGGGCCUGGGGGGACUAAAGGAAGGGCCCAAAGCACUUGUAACUUUGAAAUGUCUGUCUGAGGUCAGAGCCUGUUGGGAAUGCAUGGGCCGAGGGGAGCCCUGAGCUGGGCUUGUUCAGAUGCCAGGGGUGGCAGUGCCAGCCCCUCUUCUCCGCUCGUUCCCCUUACAGUGGUGAAGUGAGCCAGAGUGGAUGUUAUUUUUUAUUAAAUAUAUUAUAUGUUAAUAAAAAAAUAAUCAAAUCUUGG